UAUCGGGUCUUUUAAUACAUAAUGAUAUUCCACAUGAUAUUCAUUUGGCACGCGAAAUUCAUCGCGGUUUACGUCCAUGCAUUCCAUCUUAUGUACCAAAUUUAGUUACUGAAUUAAUUAUUAAAUGUUGGGACGCACAGCCAAAUAAGAGACCAACUUCAAAAGAAUUAUAUGAAACUACAAGCAUUUGGAUUAAUGAAAUUUUAAAUGAUGAAGCAAUAGAAUUCGUUGAACAAAUAAAGAAUGCUGAUGAAACACUUGAAAAUUGUUUGAAGCCUAAUCUAUCCGCGAUUCCUCAUCCUGAAGCAAUCUAUUCCAGUAGACGAUUUGAAUCUCUAAAUCAAAAAGAUUCUGGAAUGCAUACUAAUCACCUAAGUAUAUAUAUUUAUAUUAUCUAG
Dentiscutata erythropus is the source of this 398-nucleotide messenger RNA. Lineage: Eukaryota; Fungi; Glomeromycota; Glomeromycetes; Diversisporales; Gigasporaceae. The record is from the annotation of a GenBank genome assembly.